CCUCCUUGUGUUUGCUCGCGUUUGAUGGCGAUUAGUGGAUGAUUUCAUCCAACUUUCGGCAGGUGGCAGGACGAUGAUGACGGCAGCUGUUGUUUGGUUGGCGCGACGUCGCUGCGGUGCAUCACUGUUGGUGCUGGUGCUUGUGGCAUCAGCAGUGGCUGCAGCGAGCGACAGCGCCACUGCAGGAAACAAGCACAUUGAUGUAGUCGACCCAUUCAUUGGCACAGGCAACUUUGGCUUUGGCGUUGGCGGCGAUCCCGUCGGUGUGCAGGUGCCAUUCGGAUGCGUGCGGUUGUCCCCCGACGGAUCUGAUGGCCACGUAUGGCUCGACUUUCUCCACUACGGCGGGUAUCACUACUCGGACACCUCCAUCCGCUGCUUCUCCCACACGCAUAUGGUUGGCCCAGGCGUCGCAGAUCUCGGCAACAUUGGUGUGAUGGCGACGCAGGAAGUGCCGUCUGCGUUUCUUGAUCGCUACUGGUACCGCGCGCCAUUUUCGCACGCCAACGAGCGCGCCACGCCGUACGAAUACGCCGUCAACCUCACAUCGGGCAUCAACGUGACGCUGACAGCGUGCGGCACCCACGCCGCCAAGCAAAUCUACAGAUUCUCUUCAUCAUCAGCAUCAGCAUCAGCAUCAUCAUCAUCAUCGUCGUCGUCGUCGUCGUUGUCCCGUCGCGCCAACUUUGUUGUGUUUGACAUUGGCCACUCGCUCUCCUCCAAUGGAAAGGCGGUCAUUGCUUCAAAUGUGUCCGUCACAGUGCACAAGAACACACAAACGACACAGGUUGAAGGGUAUGCGGUCAACAGAGGAAGUCUCACGGGGCGCAACGGCGGUGUCGGCGUUCCCGUGUACUUCACGGCACUCAUCAACGCCAUCCCAACAGACACAGCCACGUGGGACAGCAACAGCACCGCCCCCGCACCCGCGUGGUCCUCCCUCCAUCUCGACGGCGUCCGCGUCGGUGCAAUUCUCCAGUUUGAUAAUCCGGACAUUGAGAUCACAUCGGCCAUCAGCUUCGUGUCCUUGCAUCAGGCGCGCGUCAACUUUGGUGCGCAGACGGAAAACGGAACAGCGCCAUACAGCACGUGCAAGCAGGCGACACACACCGCCUGGAAGGAUGCCCUCGCUGUGGUUGAGGUGCACGACGCGAACCCGAAUGCCAGCACAUACACGCAGUUCUACACCGCCCUCUACCACUCCUUCAUGGCCCCAACCCGCUGGUCUGAGGCCGGCGGUGUGUAUCUUGGCAUGGACGGGCGCGUGCGCACAUCACCGCCGGCCGCCCACCGCUACACAGACAUGAGCAUCUGGGACAUCCACAGAACACAGGUGCCGCUGCUUGAUCUUCUCCGUCCGGACGUGAGCGCCGACAUUGCGCGCUCGCUCGUCGGCAUGUACGAGGAGGGCGGUGAUAUCCCGCGAUGGCCAAUCGCAAACGUCUACGCCGGAUGCAUGAUUGCAACCCACGCCAACAUCAUGCUUGCAGGCAUGAUUGCCAAGAACAUCACUGGGUUCAACGUCACCGCCGCGUACGAGGGCAUGCGCCUGCAGGCAACGGACCCGUCCCGGCCCCACAUUGGCCGUGAGGGCUUGCAGGACUACAUCACGCUCGGCUACGUUCCGUUUGAUUCACACGGCAAGGCGGCGUCGCUGACGCUCGCGUACGCGUACGACGACUGGGCCCUCGCUUCCGUCGCAAGCCAUCUCGGACACACGCAGGACGCUGUCCUGUUCCUCAACCGAAGCCGCAACUACGUGAAUGUCUGGGACGAGGAGUCCAUGUACAUGUGCCCCCGCAUGAAGACUGGCAGCUUCAAGUGCAACCCCGUGCCGUCAUUCCACGAGUGGAUUGUGCAGGACUCGGGCUUCUGUGAGGGAAACCAGGCGGAGUGGCGGUGGUUUGUUCCGCACGACCUGGACGGCCUGAUUUCCUUAUUUGGAAAGCAGCGAUACGUGGAGGAAUUGUCCACGUUCUUUGACAAAACGUGGAGCGACCCGAGCACCACCCUGCCAAACCCACACUACUGGGCAGGGAAUGAGCCCGACAUCCUGGAGCCGUUCCAGUUCCACGCCGCGGGCCGCGCCGAUCUCUCGCAGUUGAACAGCCGUCGCGUCAUGAAUUUCGCGUACAGCAGCCGGCCAGGCGGUCUCCCGGGCAACGACGACUACGGCACGUUGAGUGCGUGGUACGUGUGGGCUGCGGUCGGGCUGUAUCCCCUUGCCGGCACGGACCUCUACUUCAUUGGCAGCCCCGUCUUCGAACACGUCACCCUCCAUCUCCCCGGCGGUCACAGCCUCGACAUCCACGCCCACAACACCAGCGCAACGAAUGUGUAUGUACAGUCAAUCCAGCUUGACGGCGCUGCCAUCGAUCCGUUCUAUGCGAAUGUCACGCACCACCGCCUCACUGCUGCCUCGGCCCUCGUCCUCACCAUGGCAGACACCCCACCAGCACCGUCGUCAUAG
This is a messenger RNA of Salpingoeca rosetta, 2470 nucleotides long. RefSeq lists its product as uncharacterized. The transcript is spliced from 19 exons. The coding region runs from base 74 to 2470 and encodes 798 amino acids. Lineage: Eukaryota; Choanoflagellata; Craspedida; Salpingoecidae. The record is from RefSeq and is a predicted model, not a curated record. Gene Ontology annotation, cellular component: nucleus; cytosol. Gene Ontology annotation, biological process: glycoprotein catabolic process; protein quality control for misfolded or incompletely synthesized proteins; protein deglycosylation. Gene Ontology annotation, molecular function: peptide-N4-(N-acetyl-beta-glucosaminyl)asparagine amidase activity; carbohydrate binding.